Molecule: messenger RNA, 741 nt
Organism: Cyphellophora attinorum
Lineage: Eukaryota; Fungi; Ascomycota; Eurotiomycetes; Chaetothyriales; Cyphellophoraceae
Exons: 1
Coding region: 1-741 (246 amino acids)
Source: RefSeq, a predicted model, not a curated record
AUGUCUCCUUCGUACACAACCAUCACCACUGCAGCCGCAAUCGGCCUACUCCUUUUCGCGCAGCCGUGUCCCGCCCCGCUCCUUGCCAUACCAGCAGCUGCAGCUGCUAGCAUCAGCGCCGUAUCUGGCGCUGUGGGAGCAGGAGCUGCGGUCGCCGGUGUCGGCAUCGCAGCCGGCGCUCUUGCCAAUGAUAUCAACAACAACAACAACAAACGUCAAGUCAACGCCACUGAACACGAAAGACGUCAGUUCAACACCGCUGUACAGCCCUCCAACAACGGCGCCACAUCCCUCUGGGAGUCGUUGAAUCUGUGUGCGGCGUACAUCCAAGGUAGCGGAAAAGCGAUAACAACCAGCCGUCCUGGCUUCAUCGAAAUAGCCAACUGCCCACAGGUCUGUGGUGAUGCCAUCGAGGCUUACAACAGCGCCCCCGGGCUGGCAGAGAUGGAUCGCAUGUUCGGCACUAUCCAGUGGAACCGCGGGACCAUGAUCAUCGAUACUCAAGUCGUCAAUAAUGCCGGCCCGGCUGGCCAACGAAACAACAACAACAACCAAGGGUCCGGCAGAGGCUCGAACAACAACAAUCAAGGGUUCGGCAAUGAUCGUGGUACGGGCCGCGCUUCUACCGACUCAAGUGAAGGUAACCUACUCUCAGACUUAGCGACUGGUGAUCGUCAGGCGGCAGGUGCUGACAUCGCCGCAGGGACUCGAGGUCGUCAAGGGUUGGGGUUCAAAGCUUAG